GAACCUGAUUGACACUGUGCGCGAAGCACCUUGCGCGACGUCAUGAUAAAUCAUCCAGCAUCCAAUCAAUUGCGAUCUCCCGCUAUUUAUUGAAAACCAAAAGGUUGGUUAAAGCAGUUGUUUGGCCUUUUGGAUCUUUGGACAACGUAAUUCAAUAUAAAAUGGAGACAAAAACGUUACUUAUCUGGGUUUUUGCAGCAUUCCUGGCCUUCAUUGAAGUAUCCACAGCUUCCAAAGAAUCAAAACUAAAUCAUGAAGAAUCGGAAGUGAAGUCAUUAAAAAGGCGGUCGAAUCCAAUGGAUGACAUCACAGACACGUAUGAUUUUUCGGACGAAGAUUUAAAUGAACUUAUGAAAAGAGGUUCACUUUUCCGGUUUGGAAAACGGGGAGCAUUGUUCCGAUUCGGCAAAAGAAGCGAAGAAGAUAAGCGGGGAUCUCUUUUCAGGUUUGGGAAACGUAUGGACGGUUAUUAUGUAUCACCAUAUGCAAGUAGUGAAAAUUUUCCGGAAAAAGAUGAUAAAAGAGGAAGCCUUUUCCGGUUUGGAAAGCGAUCCUCGUUGUUCCGAUUUGGAAGAAGUGUCGAUAAUGAAAAACCCCAUACGCCAUUUCGUUUUGGACGUGAGGAGGAAGAUGAAAUAUAAGGAAGAUGUUGAAGUAGUUGACUUGUAACUUACAACAUACGUUAGAAUGCAACUUUUCCAUCAACCUUCUGAUUUUUUCACAUUAAAAUUGUAAGAUUUUGUCAUCUCAUGCAGCGGAACAAUGUCAUUUUGACAAUACAAGUGUUACUACCUUUAAACAAUAGUUUGAAAUUGAUUUUUUUUAAUAUAUUGUAUUCUGUAUAUGUUUAUUAGGAUCUAGUUGUAACAGAGGAGUAAUAUAAAUAUUAAAAUUUCUGCCGAGAGUGAAAUAAGUAAA
Molecule: messenger RNA, 918 nt
Organism: Magallana angulata
Lineage: Eukaryota; Metazoa; Mollusca; Bivalvia; Ostreida; Ostreidae
Exons: 3
Coding region: 162-641 (159 amino acids)
Source: RefSeq, a predicted model, not a curated record